Austrofundulus limnaeus is the source of this 3051-nucleotide messenger RNA. It is a transcript of the gene grb14, whose product is annotated as growth factor receptor-bound protein 14. Bases 240 to 1808 code for a protein of 522 amino acids. Gene Ontology annotation, biological process: negative regulation of insulin receptor signaling pathway; insulin receptor signaling pathway. Gene Ontology annotation, cellular component: plasma membrane; cytoplasm. The transcript has 14 exons. The record is from RefSeq and is a predicted model, not a curated record. Lineage: Eukaryota; Metazoa; Chordata; Actinopteri; Cyprinodontiformes; Rivulidae.
UCUUUAUUGUGGUGGAUCAUGUUUGGGUAGGAGGGAUCAUUUGCCCCACAGGGCCAGCCCUGUGGGCAGCAGAUGAGCCAGAACAACUUGUGUGUGUGUGUGUGCGCACUGCUGAGCUGUGAGCAGUAGAGCACCGCCAGUUCAGCCUGCUCCAAMUGGGCACGCUCUCCAGCCCAGCAGCUCGCCUCUCCUUUUCACUCCGGAUGAUGCCUUGGAUUUAGCCAACCCACACCAGUGAUAUGAAUAAAACACUGGAGAAGAUACACACUUCUGGAAGCCUCGGACAGAAAGCAGAUCUUUUUCACAGUGGGAAGGGUAAUGUGAGUGGAUUUCCCAGCCCAGCCCUCAUCCCACUUCAAGAUUCUUUACUAAUACCAAAUGCUCAGGAGACUGGAACCAAGCUGUGCCCAGGGAACAGGGGUGUCAAUGAGGCAGACGGCUCCUUAUCUUCUGUCCCGAAGCUCUAUCCUGAGCUCCUUCCUUCAACCCUCUGCCCCCUCGCCUCUGAAUGUUUGUCACCAUGCAUAAGAGGUGCAACUCAGGUGAUUAAAGUUUAUGAUGAAAAUAAUAUCAGCAAAGCUGUCGAGGUUCCCACUGACGUCACUGCCCGAGACAUCUGCCAGCUGUUUGUCUUAAAGAAUCACUGCAUUGAUGACCACAGCUGGACUCUUAUUGAACACCUCACACAUCUGGGCAUAGAGAGAACCAUUGAAGAUCAUGAGUAUGUCAUGGAGGUGCUAUCAGGGGGAGGGAUGGACACAGACAGUCGGCUCUGUUUUAGGAAGAAUUAUGCUAAAUAUGAAUUCUUCAAGAAACCUCUGGCAUUUUUCCCAGAUCACAUGGUUUCUAUAUCCACUGAAACUAAUGGAGCGCUGGUUCACUCUGAGCUUAUUGAGACUUUUCUCAAAUCCAGCACUUGUCCAGAGAUCCAUGGGUUUCUGCACGCCAAAGAACAAAGCAAGAAGUCCUGGAGGAAGUUCUACUUUGUUUUGCGGAGGUCGGGGCUUUAUUUCUCCAGUAAGGGGACUUCCAAGGAACCAAGGCAUCUCCAAUUCUUUGCCGAUUUCAGCGACAGUGAUGUCUACACAGUUUUAUCAGCUAAAAAACUACACGGCGCACCCACAGAGUUUGCCUUCGGUGUUAAGUCUACAAAGUGCAGCUCAGCUCGUGACUUGAAGCUGCUGUGUGCAGAUGAUGAGCAGACCAAGACCUGCUGGAUUACAGCCAUGCGCUUGUUAAAGUUUGGGAUGCAACUUUUCCAAAAUUUCAUUCAGCCACACCAGAAGCAAAAAGCCUCACCAAUGAGAAGCAUCUCAGAGAACUCACUGGUGGCMAUGGACUUUUCUGGCCAGAAGACUCGAGUAAUUGAGAACCCAUCUGAGGCACUUUCUGUGGCUGUGGAGGAAGGCCUGUCAUGGAGGAGGAAAAGCUGCCACCGUCUGAGUGGCCAUGGAAGCCCCUCUGCCGCUCAGAGCUCAGCGUCAAACCUAGCAAUCCACCUGGCCCAGCCGUGGUUUCACGGCAAGCUGUCUCGGGAGGAGGCUCAGCGUCUAAUUACUCAGCAGGGUCUAGUUGAUGGGGUGUUUCUGCUGAGGGACAGCCAAAGCAGCCCAAAGACAUUUGUUCUGUCACUUUGCCACAUGCAGAAAAUCAAACAUUUUCAGAUCUUACCAGUGGAUGAUGAAGGGGAAGUGUUCCACAGUUUAGACGACGGCCAAACACGAUUUACUGACUUGAUCCAGUUGGUGGAGUUUUACCAGCUAAACCGUGGGGUCCUCCCCUGCAAGCUCAAGCAUCACUGUGCAUGAACUCUCUUCACCACUUCACAAACUCCAGCGAGGCACCAUGAGCGCCUUAACUAAAGAUUCUGGACAAAAACUCCCAGCGGUCUUGUGCCUUAGAAAAGAACAAUGUAAAGAAAGUGGAUUUCAUAUUGUGGGACACCGUGCAUCCUUAUUUUAUUAUGACUUUUUUUUAUUAAAAUAACAUUUUUUUUCUUUUUAGAAAAACAUAUUUUUAAAGCAGACUGUGUUAUAAAUAACUGCUGGUGCUUUCCAUAACAUCCAAUAUUAUUUUUGGUUAAUAAUAUGUUCGUAUGAGGUGGGAAAUUAGUUUUGCAAAGUUCAAGCAUGACUUCCUGCACUGUAUGUCCUAAAGAUAAACAUGUACUGACAAAAGUGAAUGUUCACAUGAGAGAAAAAAUACACAAAGUAGUUAAAUUUAAAGAGUAAUAAAAUACAGAUAAAUUKACAUUUUUAAAGUGAGGUUUUCAGCAAUUUGUGUGAAAACUUUACAUUUGUUAAGAACUUCAUUACACCAAGUCACCUUUACUUUAGACGGWUACUGUACUGUACAUAAUGUGCUAAACAUAACAAGUCUACACAAGUGAUGCUGUGUGAAAAUUCAUCACAGCUGCUUGAAGGUCUAYAAAAAUUGAGGUUUACCUGGUUUUAGAUAGUUAAAAUCUGUGUUGAAAUCAGCCCCAGCCUAACUUAGCUGGAGAAUUUUUCUCAGAUUCCUCAAACAGAUUGCUCUUACUGAUGUUUGGUGUAAGGUAAGAUAUUGACUACUCACAUGUAUCUAGCACAGCCCCAUGUAAAAAAAUAUAUAUAUAAAUAAAAAAUAUAGAUGAGGCUUUUCAAAACAAAGUGGUAGUAGUCAGCAACACAUCUAACAUGUUCAUUUUUUUAAAUAUAAUUUUUAUCUGUCAUCGUAUUUUUAUGGUUCAUUUUUUUGCAAGAAAACUGCUAUUUUUCUAUCUGAGAGAAAAUGACCUUAACGGAAGUGUCAUUGAUGUUUCAGGAACYGUUCUGCGGCUGAACUGAAACAACAAAGGAAGGAAAAAAAUAUUUAAAAAAACACAGAAAAUAUGGCUCACAACCUCAUUCCCUUGUGCAAGGCACUGACAUUCAUUUGAAUGAAUAAAAUUGGUGUAUUCACAGAGGUACUUGUACAGUUUCUCGAGGACAAGAGUAACACAAUGUUUUUUUCUUCACAAUUUGUGGAUGUAAAAAAUAAAAUAAAAUGCAAAAAAUGUGCAGUCUUUUGAUU